This is a messenger RNA of Fusarium subglutinans, 2493 nucleotides long. RefSeq lists its product as uncharacterized. Gene Ontology annotation, biological process: DNA-templated transcription. The coding region runs from base 1 to 2493 and encodes 830 amino acids. Lineage: Eukaryota; Fungi; Ascomycota; Sordariomycetes; Hypocreales; Nectriaceae. Gene Ontology annotation, cellular component: nucleus. The record is from RefSeq and is a predicted model, not a curated record. Gene Ontology annotation, molecular function: DNA binding; zinc ion binding. The transcript is spliced from 5 exons.
AUGAUUGCUGCCCAGACAGCACCUGACCAAGAGCUACCCGACUCAAAUAAAUACACGUCUGUAUCGUCUUCCCUGCAUAUAUUACAGUGUCGUCGUAUACAGCCUGAGAUCUUUGGAUAUACCCUCCAUUGGGACUACAAGUCCAGAUACGAGAACUCGCUGGACUGGAGACUGCUGGUUCUCAAUGAAUUAGAAAGCUACAAGGGACGCGUCCAGAACUUUACGGAUCCUCAAUCCAAGGGUCAUACUUCACAGCGAUGGCUUGCUAUGAUCUAUCACUAUACGCUACUAACGCUUUACCGCCCAAAAAUGGAUAAUGUUCUUGGUCCAGCUGGAGAUUGGUCUAUUCAAGCUGGCUCACAAGCCUGCCUUAUAUUUCGAAAGUCUCAGAUGGAGCGACAAAUUGCCCAAGCAUGGCUCGGUCUCCUCGUCCAGUUCCAGUCCGGCGUGACAAUCCUAUAUUGCUGCUGGGCGACACCUCCAGAAUAUCGAACUGAGAGCUAUUAUUCACCCAAUGUUUCCGACGCUCUCAGGGCAUGUUCCAAUAUUCUAGCAUUACUGACCGAUCGUUGGCCAAAGGCCGAGUGUCUUCGAGACGUAUUUGAGCUUCUGGCCCGAGACGUUCCACUAGUUGACCGUCCAAAUCGACCACCUAUGCGGAUAUCAGAUACUUCAGCGUCCACUAUCAAGGAAAAGCUUCCUUUGUUAAGAGCGCUCAUUGUAAAUCGCUCAAUUAUUAGGAUGAUUCAAGAAAUGGUGACAAACGACUUUCCACGAAUACGUGGAGAUCAGACACCUCACCAUCUUGCGUCGCGGCGGCCAACGCCAGCACCAGCACCUGCAGGACCCAUUCGUGAGAGAUCGGCAGCGAUAACGAUGAAUCAACAGCCAAUACAAAUAUCAUUCGAUUUGCCGUUUAGUGCACAGUCCGUUUCUGGCGAAGGAGAAGUAGGAGAUACCUCGACCAUUGGACCAGACGAGUUAUUCGCCUUCCCCGGCAUCCCCCAACUUCCAAGAUCACCAGAUUCUCAGGAUCCCCCACGCCUUAGCCAGUCUACCCGUACACAAGAUGAGAAGAUGUACUUGGUAGAUCUCUACUUUCGCUUCAUCCAUGAUUCCCCUCAUAGUCUCUUCCAUGAGCCCACAUUUAAAGCUAGCGUUGCGGAAGGGACAGUAUCUCAGCCUGUCCUUCUUGCCAUGAUGGGUUUAUCUGCAAGGUUCGCCACGGACCCUGGUGUUGUUGCUCGUGGACCGAUAUAUCGCGCUAAAGCUACUGCAGCACUGAAGGAAGACCUGGAACAUAUCUGUAUCGAAAACAUCCAAGCUUGUAUUCUUGUCGGAAACAACUUCUUCGGCGAAGGUGACGCAGAUGCUGAGUCUUUGUAUUUUGGACUUGCAAGUCGAAUGACUCAAAUUCUGAAGCUGGGUGAGAUUGACGAAAGUGAUGACGGCGUGAUGCGAGAAGUCAAGAGACGUAUAUUCUGGACGUGCUUCAUUAUCGACACUUGGGCCAGUGGCGGCUCUAACCUAUCACCACAGUUCAGAUGGCGGACCAAAGAACCUCGAGGGCCACUCGACGAAUACAUGUUCUACAACAUGAGAUUGGGAGAUGGAGACGUCGCAGAUGUGGACUGGAAGCCUGGAUUAUGGGCUCACAUGGUCAGGCUGGUUGGGCUAUAUGCUGAAAUACAGAAUCUUCAGCAAGAACUCGCGAAUGGAGCUGAGUGGAACGAAUCUUUCAUAGACGAGUCUGUACAACGACUUGAAGCUGAGCUCGGGGCUUUCGAGGAGGGUUUGGGCCCUGAAUUGAUGUUCUCAAGGGAAAACCUGGCUUCUUUCGUCAGCCGUGGCUUAGGACGUGUCUUCAUAGCCUUUCAUCUGGGCUAUCACCACUACUAUACGCUUUUAUUUUACCAAUACCUUGACCAUCGUCGACCACCGACAAGAAACGGCCGCAAGUAUGCUAGCUCCUGCAAAGUUCAUGCUGCUAUUGUAUGCGACGUUCUCCAGGCCUCACGAGGGGUCCCUGGGGCCGAAGCGCUCUACAACAUCGUGGGACAUGUGACAAUCGUGUCCUCGUCAGUGCUAUUGCACACAUAUCUAUUUGGAGAGUCUCAUGAGCUUGAGGAGUCAAGAGACCGGCUGAGUUCAAACCUCGAGUCGCUGGUACAACUGCGAAACUAUUGGCCUAGCGUGGAGAUGAUGGUAAGUACAUACCCUAUUACUCGUCGAAGAUUUCUCAUCAGUACACAGAUCAAACGAUUGGUGGUCUUUCAGAAGAAUUGCAUUCAGUCAAUGAACGUAGAGUCUUACCGGUUCGACAGAUGGAUGGUCAAGUUUCUCAUUGCUCAUGCACUUGCUCUUGAAGACAAGGUAGAUGAUAGCUGGUCUGCUGCCAGUGUUGACGCAACAAACGGAAAUGCCCAUCUAGAACGAGGUCGCAUCACUCAAGCCAUGAUUAUGGACAUCCAGAACUAUGAUACCGAGACCUGA